This is a messenger RNA of Euleptes europaea (tarantolino), 1781 nucleotides long. It is a transcript of the gene NELFCD, whose product is annotated as negative elongation factor complex member C/D. The transcript has 15 exons. Bases 16 to 1770 code for a protein of 584 amino acids. The record is from RefSeq and is a predicted model, not a curated record. Gene Ontology annotation, biological process: negative regulation of transcription elongation by RNA polymerase II. Gene Ontology annotation, cellular component: NELF complex; nucleus. Gene Ontology annotation, molecular function: RNA binding. Lineage: Eukaryota; Metazoa; Chordata; Lepidosauria; Squamata; Sphaerodactylidae.
UGCGGGGCGGAGCCCAUGGAGGAGCCUGACUACUUCGGGAGCAGCUCGGCCGAGUGGGGGGACGAGGCUGGCGCGGACGGAGGAGGGCAAGAUGAUGAAUAUGGCGAAGAUGAUGAUGCGGAAGUCCAGCAGGAGUGUUUGCACAAAUUUUCCACCCGAGAUUACAUAAUGGAGCCUUCCAUUUUUAAUACUUUAAAAAGGUAUUUCCAGGCAGGUGGCUCUCCAGAGAACGUCAUCCAGCUCUUAUCAGAGAACUAUACUGCCGUAGCUCAGACAGUAAACUUGCUGGCAGAGUGGCUCAUUCAAACAGGUGUUGAACCAAUUCAAGUCCAGGAGACAGUGGAAAACCAUUUAAAAAGCUUGCUUAUUAAACACUUUGACCCCCGAAAAGCAGACUCCAUUUUCACAGAGGAAGGAGAGACACCCGCAUGGCUUGAGCAAAUGAUAGCACAUACUACAUGGAGGGACCUCUUCUACAAAUUGGCUGAAGCUCAUCCAGAUUGCCUCAUGCUAAAUUUUACUGUCAAGCUUAUCUCUGAUGCUGGGUACCAGGGAGAGAUAACUAGUGUAUCCACGGCAUGCCAGCAGUUAGAAGUCUUUUCUCGAGUUCUACGCACCUCCCUGGCAACAAUCUUAGACGGCGGAGAAGAAAACCUGGAGAAGAAUCUCCCCGAGUUUGCCAAAAUGGUGUGCCAUGGUGAACAUACUUACCUCUUUGCCCAAUCGAUGAUGUCCAUAUUAGCCCAGGAAGAGCAAGGUGGUUCUGCGGUGCGCAGGAUUGCUCAAGAGGUUCAGCGGUUCGCUCAUGAGAAAGGCCAUGAUGCCAGUCAGAUCACUUUAGCUCUGGGAACUGCUGCCUCCUACCCUCGGGCCUGUCAAGCCCUCGGUGCCAUGUUGUCGAAAGGAGCUCUGAACCCGGCGGACAUCACAGUCCUGUUCAAAAUGUUCACAAGCAUGGAUCCUCCUCCGGUAGAACUGAUUCGAGUGCCUGCUUUCUUGGAUCUCUUCAUGCUCUCAUUGUUUAAACCUGGCGCUAAGAUCAAUCAGGACCAUAAGCACAAAUAUAUCCAUAUUCUGGCAUAUGCAGCUAGUGUUGUAGAAACAUGGAAAAAGAACAAGCGAGUGAGCAUAAAUAAAGAUGAGCUCAAGUCCACUUCAAAAGCCAUUGAAACGGUUCAUAAUCUCUGCUGUAAUGAGAAUAAAGGAGCUUCUGAACUUGUGGCGGAACUAAGCACCCUUUACCAAUGUAUCAGGUUUCCAGUAGUGGCAAUGGGGGUGCUGAAAUGGGUCGAUUGGACAGUGUCAGAGCCCCGCUAUUUCCAGCUUCAGACAGAUCAUACUCCAGUGCACUUGGCACUGUUGGACGAGAUCAGCACGUGCCAUCAACUGCUUCACCCUCUGGUCUUGCAACUCCUUGUCAAACUCUUUGAAACUGAGCACUCUCAGCUUGACGUCAUGGAGCAGCUGGAGCUCAAAAAGACCCUGCUGGACAGGAUGGUUCACUUGCUGAGUCGAGGAUACGUCCUUCCCGUGGUCGGCUAUAUCCGCAAGUGUCUCGAGAAGCUGGACACGGACAUCUCUUUGAUCAGAUACUUUGUGACUGAGGUAUUGGAUGUGAUUGCCCCUCCGUACACCUCUGACUUUGUGCAGCUUUUCCUCCCAAUCCUGGAGAACGACAGCAUUGCAGGCACUAUCAAGACAGAAGGCGAGCAUGACCCCGUCACGGAAUUCAUAGCGCAUUGUAAAUCAAACUUCAUCAUGGUCAACUGAAGCAGGAAAAG